AACACAUAAUUCAUAAAACAUUUCAAAUAUUUAAAUCUAAAAACAACUACAAACAUAAAAAUCCACCAUUUGGAGCUUGCAAUUAUAGUAUAUAUUUCGGUUUUUCGGUAGGAAAUUCAGAAAUUCGGUUCAGUUGAAAAAACCCUGAUUUCCGAACUAUCCAUAUUUUCCUUCCGAAUUCCGAACCGAAUAACAUUAAUUCGGGUUUACCGAACCGGUUGCCCACCUCUACUUACUGGAUCUGAAUCCCUUUCCCCAUUCCUAGCCAAUUAAUUGCUCUACUAACUCCACGCAUUCUUCUUUCGCCGUCUUCCUCUAUCAGCUACCUGAGGUGGUUGGUGAAGAAAUCCUGAAUGCUAGGUGCCAGCAAGUGGUGGAGCCUCCCGUCCGCCGGGGGAGAUAGCUAGCAGCAGUUCUGGUAGGGUUAUCGGUGAUUACAGCGAGAUUUUGAAGAUGGGUUUUGUGUGGACCUGGGCUGCCGUUAAUUGCAGGAUGCCAGCAUCGUCAACGCAGUGGAUGGCGGUCCGGGUUUGAGAAUAAUCAAUUUGUUUGUCUUUGCCUCCAUGGUCACCGACCCACUUCACUGUUGCUGCUGCUGCUUGUUCAUUCUCAACGCGUUAAACAAGGAGUCGUGUUAUUGGUAAUUGUUGAGUGAAUUUUUAUGACUUUUCAUAAACUUGUGGGUGUUGCUGAAUUGUGGGUCUUAUUCAAGAAUCCAAAAAGCCAGCGUAUUAGGUAUAUGCUUUCAUAUUGGUUUCCAGUGAAUAACCAUUGUUUGAAUUAGACUUGGUACAAGAAAAGAAAAAGACGGUGAAUUGUAGCACAUUUGCGGCGGAACUAACUUCCGGGGCAUUGUUUCAGCUCCUGGAACUCAUCUGGCCUUGCGCAUCACCUCCUUCGUUUUCAUAUACUAGAUAGCCAUAACCUUCUCCUGUUAUACUCUUGUGCAUGAACUGUUGAUAAAAUUAGAUAGCCAUAACCUCUGCAUUUUGGAAUAUUCACUUUGAGGAAGUCUUCAUGAGUUAGUUGUUCUCUUAUGCUACUUACCUGCUUGAUCUUGAAUCCCUUGUUUUAUUUGCAUCAAAAAUGUAUCUUGGCCGCUAAUUUGUUGUUAUUCUGACUUGUGAUGCAGGCAGUGAUCCAAAUGUCAAGGUGAAGGUUGCGAUAGGUAAGCUGCUGCCAUGAAUUUCUGUUCCUGUUCCAUUGGGUAUCACUUGCUAAUAGCUUCCAACGCUGAGCAAAGAUUGAGUUUGAGAAUGAUUGUCAAUACCCUUUUAUCCAGGUGUUGGAACGGCUGUUGGGAGUGUGGUCAUAAUGCUCAUUCUCUUCCUCUUUUAUCUUCGGCAUAGAAGGCAACAACAAUAUUCAGCUACCACUUACUCGUUAUCUAGAAGCAUAUUUUCAGACCCUUCUUCAAAAGUGGAGGUUGAGAAGGGUGCUAGCAAGUAUUUUGGCGUUCAGGUCUUCACGUAUGCAGAACUAGAGGAGGCCACCAAUAACUUCGAUUCCUCUUAUGAACUUGGAGAUGGAGGCUUUGGUGCUGUAUAUUAUGGUAAAAUCAAGGAUGGGCGAGCUGUUGCAGUGAAACGCCUAUACGAAAGCAAUUACAAGCGAGUUGAACAGUUCAUGAAUGAGAUUGAGAUUCUAACGCGCUUGCGCCAUCCUAAUCUGGUCUCCCUAUACGGAUGCACAUCUCGCCACAGCCGCGAGCUCUUGCUAGUCUACGAGUACAUCGCUAACGGCACGGUGGCAGAUCAUCUCCAUGGUGAAAAGGCAAAACCUGGAGCCCUGCCAUGGUCCACUCGAAUGAACAUCGCCGUGGACACUGCAAGUGCCCUCACAUAUCUCCACGCCUCCGAGAUCAUUCACCGUGAUGUGAAGACAAACAACUUUCUCCUGGAUGAGAAUUUCCUUGUCAAAGUAGCCGAUUUCGGGCUGUCCCGGCUCUUUCCUAACCAUGUCUCCCAUGUCUCCACUGCUCCACAGGGGACACCCGGUUAUGUUGAUCCCGAGUAUCACCAGUUCUACCAGCUGACUAGCAGGAGCGAUGUUUUCAGCUUUGGAGUGGUCUUGGCUGAGCUCAUUUCAUCGAUGCCAGCUGUCGAUAUCACGAGGCAUAGACAUGAGAUCAACUUGUCUAACAUGGCGAUCAACAAGAUCCAAGGCGAUGCUCUGCACGAGCUUGUGGACCAGAGUUUGGGGUUUCAGUCGAAUGCUUUGAUAAGGAAGAUGGUGACGGCAGUAGCAGAGCUGACAUUUCAGUGUCUACAGAGUGAUAAGGACUUGAGGCCUUCAAUGGAUCAAGUGUUGUCUACUCUACAGGGCAUACAGAGAAUGGGGGACGAAUUAGAUGAAGCUGUGUCGUCGAAGAGUGUUGCUGCUCAGCACUUACCACUAUCGCCAAAUUCUGUAAUUGGGAAAUGGGCUAGCGUUGGUACAACUCCUAACACCAGCAGUUGAAGCAUUGGAAGGAGAAGCAAUGCAGUUGAUGUAAGUACAUUUUCCCUCACGAUGGUUUUGAUGGUAUUUUGACGAGGAUGUAUACUAUAGUUGAAGGUCGUUAAUAGAUGUACAAAGCUAAGCAUGUGAGUUCAUACGUUGUUAAAAGAAGAGUAGCUAAUGUGUUCCCCGAAACUAUUGUUAUGCUAUAGCACUAGUACAUUGGGCGGUACAACAAUACGACUUAUCUUUUUGAUAAGGAAACCAAUUUAGCAAUACAACUUAUCUGACAAC
Messenger RNA from Linum trigynum, 2733 nucleotides. Lineage: Eukaryota; Viridiplantae; Streptophyta; Magnoliopsida; Malpighiales; Linaceae. The record is from the annotation of a GenBank genome assembly.